This is a messenger RNA of Chaetura pelagica (chimney swift), 2779 nucleotides long. RefSeq names its product G protein-coupled receptor 155 (gene GPR155). Gene Ontology annotation, biological process: intracellular signal transduction; transmembrane transport. The transcript is spliced from 15 exons. The record is from RefSeq and is a predicted model, not a curated record. Lineage: Eukaryota; Metazoa; Chordata; Aves; Apodiformes; Apodidae. Bases 1 to 2568 code for a protein of 855 amino acids. Gene Ontology annotation, cellular component: membrane.
AUGGAUAGCUAUUCAGACUUCAGUGAGAACCUCUCAUCUUCAGCUAAUAUGUCUAUUUCUAUGCCUGGACAAGUUGGACUCAAUACCACCAGCGGUACUCCUUCUAUGUCAAUAAGCAGGCUUUUCCCAGCCCUGUUAGAAUGCUUUGGUAUAAUCCUUUGUGGCUAUGUAGCUGGAAGAGCCAACAUUAUCACAUCAACUCAGGCCAAAGGACUGGGAAAUUUUGUGUCCCGUUUUGCACUCCCAGCUCUUCUAUUCAAAAACAUGGUGAUACUUAACUUUUCUAAUGUGAAUUGGUCCUUCCUGUACAGUAUUUUAGUUGCCAAAGCUGCUGUGUUUUUCUUAGUGUGUGUUUUAACACUGUUGGUAGCCAGUCCUGAGAACAGAUUUAGCAAAGCAGGUUUGUUCCCUAUUUUUGCUACACAAAGCAAUGACUUUGCACUGGGAUAUCCAAUAGUUGAAGCUUUAUAUCAAACCACUUACCCAGAGUAUCUCCAGUAUAUUUACCUAGUGGCUCCAAUCUCUCUUAUGAUGCUAAACCCCCUUGGGUUUAUCUUCUGUGAAAUCCAGAAGUGGAGGAAUAAUCGUACUGUGUCACAGAGCAAAACCAAAAUAGUGGGCCUAGCACUUCUUCGAGUUUUGCAGAAUCCAAUUGUGUUCAUGGUCUUCAUAGGAAUUGCCUCAAACUUUGUUCUUGGCCAGAAAAUUCCUGAAUAUCUUGAAAGCUUCCUUGAUGGACUGGGCAGUUCAUUUUCUGGCUCUGCACUUUUUUACCUUGGGCUAACUAUGGUGGGACAAACAAAAAAGCUGACAAAGGGUAUGUUUGUUGCACUGAUCCUUCUCAUCACAGCUAAACUACUUAUGAUGCCAUUUCUCUGUAGAGAAAUGGUGGAACUCCUGGACAAGAGUGACAGUGUAGUCAACCACACCAGUUUAUCAAACUAUGCAUUUCUUUAUGGAGUUUUUCCAGCAGCACCUGGUGUCGCAAUAUUUGCAAGUCAAUUUAAUAUGGAAGUAGGAAUUAUUACCUCAGGCAUGGUGAUUAGCACUUUUGUGUCUGCACCUAUUAUGUAUGUUUCUGCAUGGCUGUUGACCAUUCCAUCUAUGGACCCCAACCCAUUGGCAUCUGCACUUCAAAAUGUUAGCUUUGACAUAAGUAUUGUCAGCCUCAUCUCUCUGAUCUGGUCUCUUAUUAUUGUUCUUCUGAGUAAGAAAUACAAACAGCUUCCUCAUAUGAUUACAACAAAUCUACUUGUUGCUCAGUUUAUUGCUUGCAUUGGAAUGGUGGCAUGGAAUUUCAUUAUUAAAGAGAAGGACAUCACCAUGCAGAUCCUAGUAUUUAUAUUCCUCUACAGCUCACUUUAUAGCACCUAUCUAUGGACAGGUUUUCUAUCUUUCUCUUUGUUUCUCUUGAGGAAGAGUGAAACAGUAAAGAUUCCCAUUGGGUUUAUUAUCAUAGCUGGAUGGGGAGUCCCAACACUUCUGGUGGGAAUCUUACUAAUUGUUGGUGAACGUAACAGCACUGGUAUUGACUCUGCCUUUUUCUAUGGAAAAUACCAGAUAAUUACCACAGCAGUGAUCCUGUUCAUCAGUAUAUUAAUGUCAGGUAUCUCACUGAUGUGUAUGAACAGAAAUAGGCAAGAGUCAAGCUAUGAGGUAUUGAACCCGUAUUCACCACGUAGCCAGAUGGAGGAGGUUGAAGUGGAAAGGAAGGAGAGGAAUAGAGUUUCAACCACUGUCCUUCAGCCUUCUGCAGGAUCUUCUGCACAGCCUUCUCCAGAAUCUCCUGCGCAGCCAUCUGUAGAAAAAGGUUGCUGUUCUUGUCAAACAACAAAUGGUGAAUUAUCCUGUGCUGGAGAGAGCAAAGCAGUGUCAACUGCUGUUGAAAGCAAGAUUCCUCCAAUUGAGACAGCUGAUCAGUGUGUGAGUCAUUGCAGUGCUCAAACCUGCAUAUUGGCUCAGGAAGAACAGCUUCUGCAGACUGGAGACAAACAGCUGGCCAGACAUGUGCUGCUCUGCAUGCUUCUUAUUGUUGGCCUGUUUGCUAAUCUUUCCAGUUGCUUAUGGUGGCUGUUCAACCGAGAGCCUGGGAGGCUGUAUGUAGAAUUGCAGUUCUUCUGUGCUGCCUUUAAUUUUGGUCAGGGCUUCAUAUGCUUUGGUAUUUUUGGCUUAGAUAAGCAUUUAAUCAUUCUACCAUUCAAGCGAAGACUUGAAUUUUUAUGGGGAGGCAGAGAAGCAGCAGGACAUACAGAUCCCUCUGUACCCGAGGAAAUCAGGAUGACCUGUCAACAGUUUGUUCGUUAUCAUAAAGAUCAUUGUGUCAAAAGUAUUGUCAGAGGCAGAAGGUGUGGUGCAAAGAUCUCCCCUGGCAUCUUCUUUGGCUGUGACCUGGUGAACUGGCUCAUGCAAGUUGGCCUUGCCUCCGACCGUGGUGAAGCUGUGAUGUAUGGAGACAGACUGAUGACAGGAGGCGUCAUCCAGCACAUCACGAAUGAAUUUGAGUUCCGGGAUGAGUAUUUGUAUUACCGCUUUCUUCCGAAGAGACCAGCUGCAGCUGAGAGCCACUGACCUGGGCACUGCAGGCAGAGGACAGGCAGUUAGGGGUGAAUGUGACCACCUCCUCUGCCAUCACCACUGAAACUGGAAAUAUUUCUUUCUCAGGACUCUAAGAGAAUUGUGUCAUUCUCUCUUGCAACAUUAAGAGAUGCAGUUCUACUUGUGUCUACUCUGAAGGAAAUGGUAGCAAUUCAUAUCUACUGAGCAUUCCAGCCAGAAUGCA